CGAUGAUGCUAAAUUAAAAAGCACGUGUGAAAAAAACAAAAACAAAACAGAAUUCUUUAAAAACAGAUUUUAAAAAUAGCGCGAAAUACUUAAUCGUGUGGGGGAGGUGUGGGUGAUAGAGUUUUUUUUUUAUAUUGGCUUGCACGGUUUGUGCGUCAGCCCCGACAGGGUUAUGUGAUUGAGUAAAAAAAUAAAUUACCGGAAAAAGUUUUCAUAAUAAGCUUCCUAUUUUUCUUUGAAUGUGUCAGUGUGUUUGAAGAGAUGUGUUACGAACUUUUUUGGUCGAAAAUGUUUACGCUAACGGAACCCUAGCAGAAAGUGAAAAGGUGCGAGGCUCGCGGCGCCAGUGGACUAAAGACGGCGCUUACUUCCGAUCGCAGACUUCCCGCGGCCAGACGUCCGAGCGUCCCGCGAAAAAAAAACAAAACAACCAAACUCGUUUCUGUAAUAAAAAAAAAACAAUGUUCGUGAAAAAGUGAGUGAAUUAGGUAUGUGCGAACGGAACGUGCUCGAUGGAUUGGUGGCGGUCAAAAAUUUCAAAAUUCGAAGAAGAGUGCGCUCCUUUGGCAACAUGGCGCCUGGGAAGUUGACAGUGUUUUGUUUUUUGGCGGGAAUCCUCGGUGCGAUGUGCUCGGAAGCGGACAAUGACGUUUUGACGUUGCAAGACGAUUUGGACUUGAAAGAGGAGGUAGCCUCCGAUAGGCGGCGGCCGUCGAACGAACAAGAGAAGGACAUACUUCUUUUAGGCGCUUUAGGAAGAAGAAAAGGAUCAUACCAUAGUUCUUACUCCUCGUCACAGGAAGACGAUUCCAUCAUGGAUUUGCUCGGAAAAAUGAUACCGCAGACCUGUAGGUACCGUGGGGCGAGGUACCCUUGCGGGCUAAGCAUAUCAUGCGUCAUCGGCGGAGGGAAGCCCCUGGACCUUUGCUCUGGUGGCAUGAUCUGGGCGUGCUGUGUCGACAGAGAUACGACCGAGAGGCCGAGUGAGAUCGCACCGGUGGUCCACAAUGCAAGUGACUUAAUCGAAUUGAUCGGACAAUUCCCACACGAAUCAUAUGACUAUCAGAACACAAACCAAUACGAGGACCCAAUCGUCGUGUACACGGACACAACCCGCCCGAAACCACACUUGAGUCGGCCCGAAUCCGACUAUAACCGUCCGAAACCGACUAACACUCGGCCCGAACUCGACUAUAACCAUCCGAAACCGACUAACACUCGGCCCGAACCCGACUAUAACCAGCCGAAACCGACUAAUAGUCGGCCCGAGUCGGACCAAAACCACCAUACCGACUGGGGUUAUGGACAGAACAAUUAUUUUCACGUGAAACCUUCAUACCACGAGAGCACAACACAAACAGAUUACACUUCCAAUGAUGCUGAUGAUUAUGUACCAGUUGUAACUAAUGGCCACAAGCCACAGAGGCCGAGUUACCCGGGUUGUGGCGAACACUACACUCGGUCGAACCGUAUCGUAGGCGGCCAUUCGACAGGUUUCGGCUCGCACCCUUGGCAAGCUGCACUGAUCAAGUCGGGGUUCCUCAGUAAGAAGCUCGCUUGCGGUGGGGCGCUCAUAUCAGACAGAUGGGUGAUCACGGCAGCACAUUGCGUUGCUACGACACCAAACUCCCAGCUCCGAGUACGUUUAGGGGAAUGGGAUGUCCGCGACGCAGGGGAAAGGUAUUCCCAUGAAGAGUUCGCGGUGCAAAGAAAGGAAGUACACCCCUCUUACGAACCAGCAGACUUCAGAAACGACGUAGCUCUUGUGCAAUUGGACAGAGGGGUGGUUUUCAAACAACACAUAUUACCAGUAUGUUUGCCUCAAAAACAAAUGAAGCUAGCGGGCAAAAUGGCAACUGUCGCCGGAUGGGGUAGAACUAGGCACGGACAAAGCACCGUCCCUUCUGUAUUACAGGAAGUGGAUGUAGAAGUUAUACCGAACGAACGCUGUCAGAGAUGGUUCCGAGCGGCCGGGAGGAGGGAGACCAUACAUGACGUGUUUCUAUGCGCCGGAUAUAAAGAGGGCGGCAGAGAUUCCUGCCAAGGCGACUCCGGGGGACCCUUAACGAUGAAACUGGAGGGGCGAAGCACCCUCAUAGGGCUAGUCUCAUGGGGAAUAGGAUGUGGUAGGGAACAUUUACCAGGAGUAUAUACAAACAUACAGAAAUUCGUGCCUUGGGUGGACAAAGUUAUCGCCGCUCAGUGAUAUAAAUAUCGAUUGAUGAAAACAAAUCAAAACAAAAAUGGAUAUCCAUACUAAUAUUGUAAAGUGUGUCUGUCUGUUACCUUUUCGCGUUUAAACCGCUAAACCGAUUUAGAUGAAUUUUGGAGUCUAGAUAGUUUGGGAUCGGACAUAGGAUAGUUUUCAUCCCAGAAAUUAUCCUUUAAAUGGAUAAAAAUAAUGUAUAAUACACCCCCUAGUGAUAUAUAAGUAAACUCUUAGGCAGACGAAGCUUAGUGGUUAAACUUAAUUUUGUUGAGUUUAGGUCAAUAUGAGACCACUACAUACUAGAAAUUAAUGAUGAGAUUUUAAAGGAUCAUACUUUUGCAUUGGUACAAAACACAAAUUAAAGAAAACUAAGAGAAACAUCAAACAUAAUAAAAAAAAUGGUUGCCUGUAAAGUCGGUUUUACGGGCGAAGAUUUUACGUGACAACGUCUUUUUCUCGGUAGAAUAUUUAUUGAUAUGAAUAUAAUUAAAUUGCACAAUAGGAACAAGGAAUUGAAUGAAAAUAAGAAUUGCACAAAUUUUAACUAUAGAAAUAUAUUUUGUUUACUAAAACAUUGUACAUGUAAACUUAAACUUAACACGAGAGACUCAUCGUAACGUUACCGAGCGUUACACUUUUUCAUAAGUGACUCCCAGCCGCAACCUAAUUUAAGACGUUGUCACGUCAAAAAAAGGAAUCGGUGUAUUAUAUGUCAUUGUUAAUAGAUGCAGCCAAUUGUAUCAACAAUCGAAAGAUGUUAAAAGGCGUGAUAUGAAAUUGAAAUAUCGUCAAGAUAUAAUAAUGAAAAUGCUUGGUGUGAAAAUAUUUUUUUACAUUAAAUUAUUUUUUGUAUGAUUGUUUUAUUGUUAAAAAAUGUAGUAUGUACAGUUUGAAGUCAACUCAAAGGACAAUGGGCCAACGUCCAUGUUUUUUUUUUUAUUAAUCAGUUUUAUUUUUUACUUUUAUUUGUUUUUAACGAUGUAAAUAGUUAUUGGAUAGAAGUCAUAGAUAAGGUCUAAGAGAUAAAUUUGUUCCUUAUCUUUUGUUUCGGUGCUAAUUUUCUCCGGAAAUAUACAAAAAAUUGUGUGUGUCAGCUCCGACGCACGACUGGAGUUUACUCCUUAAGUUCGAUAGUCUAAACAGACGCAAAAAGAGUUUAUUUAACUUAAAAAAGAUUGAUACUGUAUGAAAGGGUAAGUUAACAAAUUAAUGAAAAUAAUAUACAUAUAUAAAUAUAUAUUUAUUCAUUUCAUAUACAUUUAUUAUAACUAAUUGACGAAAUAUUUUAUAUUAAACUUUUUACAAUAGUCAAUUACAGAUGUGCAUAAAUAUAUCAUUAGGAAUGUUGAUAAAUUAUGUAAUAAUUAUUAUCAGACUAUUAUCAUUUUUUAAAAUAUUAAUUAAAUCAACAUUGUCUGCAUUAUUAAUUAUAGUGACAAGUGGUUUAUGGUAACUAAAAUAAGACACAUGGACGUUCGUAGAUACGUGGUUCACGAAUCUUGAAAAUACCACAUCAAUGGUUGAACCAUACCUCGUUGUCCUCAUUGCUCUAUCAGAAACAAUAUCUUAAUUCAGUUCAGAUUUAAAAAAAAAAUAUUAAUGUCAAUCCGUCAUCUUUAUUUGUCAAAGUUGCGCGACAUAGGAUGCGCACCAAAAACGUAACGAGGUCAUUCAUCGAUAGAUUUUACUCCUCACAUUUUUCUCAUACCGGGCCCCUUUCCAAUGCAAAUCGAUUCUUAAGGAGUAAACUCCAAAAAUAUUUUGUUUUAUUUCUAAAUUGUGGUAUUAUAAAUAUGAAAUACCUGUAUUGUAUUUUGUCAGUUAAAACUUUCAAUUUAAUACGAUAUGAUAAGCAAAAGCAAGCCAAAUUAAAACUCUAGAUUGUCUGUUGUUGCUGGUUUCGCAAGAAUGGGAUUCAUUAAGGUCCCACGGAUGUUUUAAUUUAAUAUGUUAGAUGUUAACUUAUUUAUUUGUGAACUUGUUGUAGACAAAUGCGAGUUUUUAUAAAUGAUUAUUUUGUAAUAAAUUGUUUUUAUUUUACGUAGAUGUCU
Molecule: messenger RNA, 4260 nt
Organism: Chilo suppressalis (striped riceborer)
Lineage: Eukaryota; Metazoa; Arthropoda; Insecta; Lepidoptera; Crambidae
Source: the annotation of a GenBank genome assembly